UUAUUUAAAUGUGUAGAGUUCGCGUAAAUAUAAGAAAUCAUAAUACAUAAAUGGUCUUACAAUAAUAAAAAUUUGUCUCAACUUAGUAGCCUUUACCAGGCAAUGCAAAUUUGAGAAAGGGAGAUAAAAUAAGUUAUAUAAUACAAACAUUUAUAGAGUAAUUAAAUUAAUGAAUCAAUAAUAUAGUCUAAUAAUUUAACAGUAUUAAAUUGUGCAAACCUAAAGGCUUUUAUGAUAUUUUAUAUCAACACAAUAUUUAUUCUACUCAGUCAUUGUUCAAUCUUUAUUUUCAGGUGACAACAAAUUGACUCUAUAUGAGAAAACUUUUUUAAAUCGUCUUAGAGGUACAGUAUUAUGUGAGUGUGAGGGCUAUGUCCAAGCAAUAGCCUGGCACGAAAGAUUUGUAGCAUGGGCAAGUGAGGUUGGUGUACGUGUUUAUGACCUCGUAGCUCGAUGUUCCCUAGGCCUCAUUCAAUGGGAAAAAAGCCCGAAUAGGUCCAUAGAAGACUAUCGCUGCAAUCUACUGUGGUCUGCCCCCAAGACUCUCAUGAUUGGGUGGGUUGACACAAUCCGAAUAUGUGUAAUACGUAAACGAAACCAAAUUGAAUUACAAACACGAGAUGUGACUGAAUACUUAGUAGAUCCUGUGCAUACAUUUCAAACAGACUAUUUCAUAAGUGGCUUAGGACCUUUAGAUGACCAACUUGUUUUACUUGGUGUUCCUAAAGAAUGUGAUCCAGACACUGGCAAAGCACAAAGGCCUGUUCUUACUGUGGCAGAUUAUAAGGACUGCGAAUUUUGUGAGGUUUCUACAGACUGUCUCAAUAUUCGAGGUUAUGAAGAAUACUCUUGCAAUGACUAUUAUUUAGACAUGCUCAUAGAAGAAAAUCGAUUUUUUAUUGUAUCUCCCAAAGACAUAGUGAUUGCUAGUCCUUAUGAUAUUGAUGACAGAGUCAACUGGCUGACUGAGCACAGUCGAUUUGAAAAAGCUAUAGCAGUCUUAGAAGAGGUUGGUGGAAAAACUGCAAAACAUUCAGUUAUUACUGUCGGCGUCCAAUACUUGGACCAUCUAAUGUCUGAACAUCUCUAUGAGCAAGCAGCAAUUUUGUGUGCAAGGAUAUGCAAGAAUGAUAAAGUCUUAUGGGAGAACCAAAUUCUAAAAUUUGCUGAAGUAAACCAACUUAGAGCUAUCAGUGCCUAUGUACCUAGAGUUCCUGAACAAGCAUUGAGUCCACACAUAUAUGAAUUAAUUUUCUAUGAGUAUCUCAAAGUAGAUCCACAGGGUUUUCUUAAAUUGGUGCAAGAAUGGAAUCCAUCACUAUACAAGACAGGAGUUGUUGUGAAAGAAGUUAUAGAACAUUUAUUGACCACUGAAGUAGAUAAGAAUGUAUAUUUAGAAGCAUUGGCCUUGCUUUAUUGUUAUCAAAAGAAAUAUGAUAAAGCCUUAACAGCAUACCUUAAGCUACAGCAUAAAGAUGUGUUCAAAUUAAUCACAAAACAUGAUAUGUACAGUGUGAUAUAUGAUAAAAUCCUUGACCUGAUGAACCUUGACUGUGAUAGAGCCAUAUCGAUAUUACUUGAUAAAGUGCCAGUAGAACUAAUUGAUAAGCAACAGGAGAGAACUAAGAUACCUGUUGAAGUUGUUGAAAAACAGUUGGAAAACCAUGAUUUGUACAUGUUUAAAUAUUUGGACGCUUACAGUAAAAUUGAACCCAAUGGCCGGUACCAUGGAAAGUUGAUUCGGUUAUACGCAAAGUAUGCAAGGGAGAAAUUGUUACCUUUUUUAAAGUGCAGUGAUAACUAUCCUAUUCAAGAAGCGCUAGAUGUUUGUCAGAGCAAUGAAUAUUAUCCAGAAAUGGUAUUUCUGUUAAGUCGUAUUGGUAACACUAGAGAAGCCUUGCAAAUUAUAAUAGAGAAGUUAAAUGACAUAAACCAAGCAAUAAACUUCUGCCAGGAGCACAAUGACAAAGAGUUAUGGACUGACCUAAUUAAGCAGACCGUAGAUAACCCCGAGUGUGUUACAUUACUACUAAAACGGAUAGGUAACUACGUAGACCCCCGUAUGUUAAUACAAAACAUACAGCCUGGUUGUGAAAUAAAGGAUUUGAAGGACUGUUUGGCUAAAAUGAUGUGUGAUUAUCACCUUCAAAUGUCAGUUCAAGAGGCGUGUAAAGUUAUCACCCUUAGGAACUACUUUGAUCUACAUGAAAAACUUAUCAUUGGGCAGCAAAGAGGUAUAUCUGUCACUGAUGACUUCUUGUGUCACGUCUGUCAGGGCCGGAUCAUUAUAAGGGACUUGUCUAACGCCUCCAACUUAAUAGUUUACAAUUGCAGACAUUCAUUCCAUAUAGAAUGUUUACCAGAUGGUGUACAGUGCAGCAAUUGUUAUGUUUGCAGUGCCGUUAAGAUGUAAUUCUGUUUUCUGCUCAAUGAUUGAACAUAGGACUGUGUAUGAUAUUAAAUCUAUAACUAGCAAUAUUUUUCCAUGUAAACUUUAUUACUGUUGUAUAAUUAAUUAACUAAUGUAAUUCCAUGUUUACCAUACUAAUUAGUUUAUUUAUAUAACAUUAUCAGUGAUAACGGUGCUUUGAAAUGAAGUAGCUUGUAUUAUUUUCCUGGUAUUAUAGUUGAAACCUUAAAAUAUUAAAUCAUGAACAACUUU
Parnassius mnemosyne (clouded apollo) is the source of this 2662-nucleotide messenger RNA. The record is from the annotation of a GenBank genome assembly. NCBI's taxonomy places the organism in Eukaryota, Metazoa, Arthropoda, Insecta, Lepidoptera, Papilionidae.